GGCGCGGUUAGUUGGUGACGUAGAGUGUGGACAUUUAAAAACUCUCUCUUUGCUGGAGUCUCCUCCGGCUUCACGUCCAUGGCUUGGCGAUAGUGCGUGAAAUUGUAAAAAUAUUUUACCAGGAUAAAGCAGAAAAUUGAGUCACAGAGUCCCUGUCAAGCCAAAUCUGCACCUCAGGCUGACCACUGAGUCUGUGUUUUUUGGGAGGCCACUGUCGAGUCCCAGAGGAAGGAGACAUGGCCAACAACUCUUUUCGUGGGUCCAAACAUGGACCGCGUGGCGAGGCCAACCACGAGGCGGAAUUCAGCUGCUCAGCACAAGCUCUAAUGGAUCUAAUAGACGAGAAAGGACCAGAUGCAUUGACAGUCAUCAAGGAUAAAUAUGUAGAUGUUAAUGGACUGUGUGCCAGGCUGAGAACGUCACCUGUCGAAGGUUUAGAUGGAAACUUAGAGGACAUCAACAGAAGGAUACAGGUGUUUGGACAGAACGUCAUCCCCCCUAAAAAGCCAAAAACCUUUCUGCAGUUAGUGUGGGAAGCCCUGCAGGAUGUCACGCUCAUCAUCCUGGAGGUGGCAGCCAUCAUUUCACUAGGCCUUUCUUUCUACCAACCGCCCGAUGGUGAUCGAAAUCACUGUGGCAAAGCAGCUGGCGGAGUGGAGGAGGAUGGGGAGGCAGAAGCGGGGUGGAUUGAAGGUGCUGCCAUCCUGCUGUCUGUGGUGUGUGUGGUCCUAGUGACAGCCUUUAACGACUGGAGCAAAGAGAAGCAGUUCCGCGGCCUCCAGGGCCGCAUCGAGCAGGAGCAGAAGUUCACUGUGGUCCGACAAGGGCAGGUGAUCCAGAUCAAAGUUUCUGAGAUCGUCGUCGGAGACAUCGCACAAGUCAAAUAUGGUGACCACCUCCCUGCUGACGGCGUUCUGAUUCAGGGCAACGACUUGAAGAUUGAUGAAAGCCCUCUCACCGGAGAAUCAGAUCAUGUCAAGAAAACGAUCGACAAAGACCCCAUGUUGCUGUCAGGUACUCAUGUGAUGGAGGGCUCUGGCAAGAUGGUGGUCGUAGCUGUAGGGGAGAACUCUCUGGCUGGACGGAUCCACAAGCUGCUUAACGAAGAAGAUGGUGCGAGUAAGGAUGAGAAGGAGAACGCUGAGAAGGAGAAGAAAGGGGAGCAGAAGAAAAAAGACAAGAAAAGUAAAAAAGAAGAAAAAGGAAAGAAAGGAAAAAAGAAGGACAAGGGAGACGCCACCAUGGAAAUGGAGCCGCUCAACGAAAGCGGAGAACCAGAGAAAAAGAAAAACCUACCAAAGAAGGAGAAGUCUGUCCUCCAAGGGAAGCUGACCAAACUGGCUGUUCAGAUCGGCAAAGCAGGUCUGUUCAUGUCAUGUCUCACUGUCCUCAUCCUCAUCACUCGCUUCCUGAUCGAUACCUUCUGGAUUCAGGGGGUCCCCUGGGCCAAAGAGUGUAUGCCCAUUUACGUGCAGUUCUUGGUCAAGUUCUUCAUCAUCGGUGUGACGGUGCUGGUGGUGGCUGUGCCUGAAGGUCUCCCUCUGGCCGUCACCAUCGCUCUGGCCUAUUCAGUAAAGAAAAUGAUGAAGGACAACAACCUGGUCCGCCACUUGGACGCCUGUGAGACGAUGGGCAACGCCACAGCUAUCUGCUCCGACAAGACCGGCACACUGACUAUGAACCGCAUGACGGUGGUGCAGGUCUUCGUUUCAGGACACUUCUACAAAAAGUUGCCGAAACCGGACCAGAUCCCUGCAAAGAUCUUGGACCUGCUUGUCAUGGGCAUCGGUGUCAACUGCGCCUACACCACCAAGAUUAUGCCUCCAGAGAAGGAGGGUGGGCUGCCUCGCCAGGUGGGAAACAAGACUGAAUGUGCCUUACUGGGAUUCUCCCUUGACCUUCACCGAGACUACCAGGCCAUCCGCAACGAAAUACCAGAAGAGAAACUGUUCAAGGUCUACACCUUCAACUCUGUGAGGAAGUCCAUGAGUACCGUGCUGAAGAACUAUGAUGGCAGCUACAGAAUGUUCUGCAAAGGGGCCUCUGAGAUCCUGCUCAAGAAGUGCUGUAUGGUCCUGGAAGCCGACAUGAUCAGACCCUUUAAACCCAAAGACCGAAACCACCUGGUGAAAAAUGUUAUUGAGCCAAUGGCAUCAGAGGGCCUGAGGACCAUCUGCCUCGCCUACAAAGACUUCCCAGCCUCUGAAGGAGAGCCUGACUGGGAAGAUGAGGCCCACAUUCUCACGGCCCUCACCUGCAUUGCCGUGGUUGGCAUUGAGGACCCUGUACGACCUGAGGUACCAGAGGCCAUCAGAAAGUGCCAGCGGGCCGGGAUCACCGUCCGAAUGGUGACUGGAGACAACAUCAACACUGCCCGAUCCAUCGCCAUCAAAUGUGGCAUCCUGCAACCCGGAGAAGACUUCCUUUGUAUGGAGGGCAAAGAGUUCAACCAACGGAUUCGGAAUGAGGAAGGAGAGAUUGAGCAGGAGCGUAUUGAUAAGAUUUGGCCAAAGCUGAGGGUCCUCGCCAGAUCAUCUCCAACGGACAAACACACCCUGGUCAAAGGUAUCAUCGACAGCACUGUGCUGGAGCAGAGGCAGGUUGUCGCAGUAACAGGAGACGGAACAAACGACGGUCCCGCCCUCAAGAAAGCGGAUGUUGGCUUCGCCAUGGGCAUUGCAGGGACAGACGUGGCGAAGGAGGCGUCGGACAUCAUCCUGACAGACGAUAACUUCAGCAGCAUUGUGAAGGCUGUGAUGUGGGGCAGGAAUGUCUACGACAGUAUCUCCAAGUUCCUGCAGUUCCAGCUCACUGUCAAUGUGGUCGCCGUCAUCGUGGCCUUCACCGGAGCGUGCAUCACCCAGGACUCUCCUCUGAAAGCUGUGCAGAUGUUGUGGGUCAACCUGAUCAUGGACACCUUUGCUUCCCUGGCUCUCGCCACCGAGCCGCCAACUGAGUCGCUGCUGCUCAGGAACCCGUACGGUCGCACCAAGCCGCUUAUUUCCCGCACCAUGAUGAAGAACAUCCUGGGACACUGCGUUUUCCAGCUGACGAUAAUCUUCACCCUGCUCUUCGCUGGUGAGAAGCUGUUUGACAUUGACAGCGGCAGGAACGCUCCCCUCCACGCCCCGUCCUCCGAGCACUACACCAUCGUUUUCAACACGUUUGUCCUGAUGCAGAUCUUUAACGAGAUCAAUGCCCGCAAGAUACAUGGCGAGAGGAACGUGUUUGAAGGUGUUUUCAACAACCCCAUCUUCUGCUCCAUCGUCCUGGGAACCUUCAUCGUACAGUUUGUCAUCGUGCAGUUUGGUGGUAAACCAUUCAGCUGUGUGCCUCUGAACAUCGAGCAGUGGCUGUGGUGUAUUUUACUUGGUCUGGGAAGCCUCCUGUGGGGACAGCUGGUGUCCAGCAUCCCCACUAAAUGGCUAAAGUUCCUGAAGACGGCGGGUCACGGCACGCAGCAGGAGGAGAUCCCUGAGGAGGAGCUGGAGGACAUAGAUGACCUGGACGGGAUUGACCACGCUGAGAUGGAGCUGAAGAGGGGCCAGGUGCUCUGGUGCCGCGGCCUCAACCGCAUCUCAACACAGUUACGUGUCGUGAAAGCCUUCAGAGACACCGUGUCCCCCUACGAAGGCGUGGAGAAACCCGAGUCCCGCAGCUCCAUCCACAGCUUCCUGAGCCACCCUGAGUUCCGGCUGGAGGACUCUGUGGCUCAGAUCCCCAUGAUCGACGAGGCCGACUGCGAGGACGAAGAGCCGACCAAACGCAACUCCGUCAUGAUCCCGCCACCACUGACCCUGCUGUCCACCCAGCCCCAGAUCCCCGCCUCACCCAACCAGAACAACAACGCCAUGGAUCGCAUGAUCCCGAUCCCUGGUCUGGUCCCGCCCAACUCAGCAGGGCUGCCACCGUGUCCGGGGAGCCCCCUGCACAGCCUGGAGACCUCACUCUGAGGCCCCAAGCUCAGACUUUGCACUUGCUUUUGUUGUGAUGGUCUCUUCCUACUGUGUUUGUUACCAAAAAAAGUUCUGGUUCUUCUAAGAGAAGGAAGAAAAAACAUUUUAAAAACAGACUGUUCCCUUUGUUAUUCCCCUUUUUGUUUAUUUUAUCUUAACUCUCUCACGGUUGUUUAGGAGAAGAGCAUAUGUAAGUGGAUCGUUUAAUAAUCAGAUUGUAAUCUGUAAAUAUUGAUGUUGGUUUUUAGAU
This is a messenger RNA of Centropristis striata (black sea bass), 4206 nucleotides long. Its product is annotated as plasma membrane calcium-transporting ATPase 1-like. Gene Ontology annotation, biological process: calcium ion transmembrane transport; regulation of cytosolic calcium ion concentration. The transcript is spliced from 21 exons. The record is from RefSeq and is a predicted model, not a curated record. Gene Ontology annotation, cellular component: membrane; intracellular membrane-bounded organelle. Bases 237 to 3953 code for a protein of 1238 amino acids. NCBI's taxonomy places the organism in Eukaryota, Metazoa, Chordata, Actinopteri, Perciformes, Serranidae. Gene Ontology annotation, molecular function: ATP binding; P-type calcium transporter activity; PDZ domain binding.